Messenger RNA from Guyanagaster necrorhizus, 333 nucleotides. RefSeq lists its product as uncharacterized. Bases 1 to 333 code for a protein of 110 amino acids. NCBI's taxonomy places the organism in Eukaryota, Fungi, Basidiomycota, Agaricomycetes, Agaricales, Physalacriaceae. The transcript is spliced from 2 exons. The record is from RefSeq and is a predicted model, not a curated record.
AUGAGCAAAUAUCAAUCAUCUUCGAGAGUGGAACAGUAUCUAUUACAUCGCCUUGGCAAAGUCAUCGUUUUAGGUGGGUGGGUCAUUCUAGGCAAGACUGAGACAAUCCGAAAUGCUUUCUGCGGACGGAUCGUGGAAAUCGCAAAAUUAGCGAUCAAGUUGGACAGUGCGAUUAAAGAAGGGAUCACAUCCCAGGACCUGGACGCCUAUUUCACGGCGGAUGAAACCGUCUCGUGCACAUGUGAGCUUGGAUUGAAGUCGUCCGAUGAUAAAAGAAAGACGGCCAGAAUUUUGCUGAAGGCAGGGGUAGUCGUUCCGUCAGCGCUCGUAUAG